This is a messenger RNA of Salvia hispanica, 2216 nucleotides long. RefSeq names its product DEAD-box ATP-dependent RNA helicase FANCM-like. The record is from RefSeq and is a predicted model, not a curated record. Gene Ontology annotation, molecular function: 3'-5' DNA helicase activity; hydrolase activity; four-way junction helicase activity. Gene Ontology annotation, biological process: interstrand cross-link repair; double-strand break repair via synthesis-dependent strand annealing. Lineage: Eukaryota; Viridiplantae; Streptophyta; Magnoliopsida; Lamiales; Lamiaceae.
GUUCGAGGAAAUUUGAAGUAAAUGCUGGAAUUUUGUAUGGGCAGCAACGAAUGAGUAGUAGUGUUGGGGUUAAGAUUGAUGCUGAGGCUGCCAAGACAUGGAUUUACCCUGACAGCUUGAUUAUAUGCGUAACAACAGCCUAUCUUAAUGGUAAAGUGGGAAUCUAUGGAAACGGUAUUUGUUUUUUGUGCGAAGUGUUGAUGAGCUGAUUCUGAGAUGAGGCUGUUUGAACAAAUGUGUACGAGAAAUAUGACAGAUAUCCUUAUGGACCAUCUUUUAAGAAGGUGAAAUUUUGCAAAUUAAAUGUCCCUCAUCGUGAUUAUCAGUUAUCUAUUACAAGGACUGCACUCUUUGCCAAUACUUUAGUGGUAUUGCCAACAGGAAUUGGAAAAACUCUUAUUGCUGCAGUCUUCAUGUAUAAUUUCUUCAGAUGGUUUCCUGAAGGAAAAAUAGUUUUUGCUUCUCAUUCUCGAGAACUAGUGAUGCAACAAAUAGAAGCUUGUCAUAAGAUUGUUGGAAUUCCGCAAGAGUGGACUAUUGAUCUAACUGGAGGGAUGCUUAGAAGAGCAGAAUUCUGGAAAUGCAAACGCGUUUUUUUUGUUUCUCCACAAGUGUUAGAGAAGGAUAUACAGUCUGGCUCCUGUUUGGUGAAGAAUCUGGUGUGCCUGGUGAUAGAUGAGGCACAUCGUGCAACAGGAAACUACUACUACUGUGGAGCCGUUCGAGAGCUGAUGGAUUCUCCCAUCCAACUAAGAAUAUUAGCAUUGACUGCAACACCUGGAUCUAAACAGCAGACUAUCCAGCAUGUCAUCAACAAUCUUCAAAUAUCUACACUGGAAUACCGAAAUGAAAGUGAUCCCGACGUCAUGUCUUUUGUGCACGAUAGAAACAUAGAAGUAAUUCAGGUAUCAAUGGGUGGUGAAGCAACCGAUAUAGAUAGACUGCUUUUGGAAGCUGGACAUCCAUUCCAUGCCUAUCUUUGCACUUUCGGGGUACUUCCAAACAGAGACGCCCGAACUUUGAGGCCCUGUGAUAUUCUAAAAUCAAGGGAUAUGUUUUCCCACAAGCCGCCUGCGAGUUUUCCUCUAUCAAGGCAUGGUGAAUUCCUGGAUUAUUUUGGAGCUCUUAUUACAUUGCACCAUCUCAGGAAAUUGCUUUCAACCCAUAGUAUAAGGCCUGCAUUUGAGAUGCUUGAUGAAAUUUUGAAACAAGGGUGGUUUGCACGCAUGCUAGGCAGAAAUGAAGCACUUUUGAAAGCAAAACUUUUAAUGCAGAAAACUAUUUCCCGCGGAGCCCCUAGCCCCAAAUUAGUGAAAAUGCUGGAAGUACUGACUGAACAUUUCAAAGUGAAAGAUUCGAAAAACUCCAGGGUGAUAAUUUUUUCAAAUUUCAGGGGUAGUGUCAGGGACAUACUUGAUGCGCUUCAAAACAUCGGGCAAUCCGUUAAAGCAACAGUUUUCAUUGGACAAAACUGGGAAGGACAAUCGCAUGAACUUCUACAAACUGUUUUACAGAAAAUUUGGACAGGCGGGUACAAUGUCAUUGUUGCAACUUCAAUCGGUGAGGAACAUCUUGAUAUCACGGAAUUUGACCUUGUCAUAUGCUUUGAUGCUAACGUUUCGCCUUUGCGGAUGAUUCAACGCACGGGGCGGACUGGGAGGAACAAGCAAGCACGAGUUGUAGUUUUAGCAUGCGAAGGGACGGAAUUGAGUGGUUAUAUGCGAAACCAAGCGAAACAGAGGUCUAUAAGUAAUCUCAUGAUAAAUGGUGGCACCGGCACGAAUGGUUUCAACUUCCACCCCAGCCCAAGGAUGGUUCCACAAUUUCUCGAACCAGAGCUGCGAUUUCUUCAGAUGCCAAUUGGAGAUGUUCCUCGUGGAGUGAGCGAGGGAGUGAACCAAGAGCCAAUGCGCCAUCCGAUUAGAAUGAAGGCACCGAAGGGCGGCUCAAGCAGUGUGACGCCCCCAGAUUCAUCGGAGACGAGGGAGGCGAAUAGAGCAACCAUGUAUCAAGUGGUGCAGAGAGCCUUGUACGCAGACACGAGUACGAUGAACCCACAGCAACAGGAUGUACACUGGAAGAUGAUUCUAGGACUCCAGAAAGAUUUGGGUUUGUAGCCUUGUAAGUAUGUGUAGUUUUUUUUGGCUUUGUUUAGGAUUUUAAGUAUGUAAUGUUGCAGCUUUUUAAGUUAUUUAAUUAUAUAAUUUUCGACUUUA